GCUCCUUCCCCUCCCUCUGGAAGGCUGAGCAGAGGUGCCUGGUUGCUCGGGCCAUGGGCACUGCACCUGUUAUUGCUGCCUCUGAUUCGUGUGGGGGCGAGAAGCCUGCAGGCCAGUCCCUCUGACUGGGUGGACCCUCUCUGCAUGCACUUGGGGUGUGAGCCCGCUCUGAGAAGGGUUCAGAAGCCACUGGAGGCAUCCGGGGACCUCAGCAUCCAUGCCGUCGCUGUCCCAUUCCCAAAGGGUGAUGUUGGACUCAGUGACACACAGCACCUUCCUGCCCAACGCGUCCUUCUGCGACCCCCUGAUGUCGUGGACCGAUCUGUUCGGCAAUGAGGAGUAUUACCCCACCUUUGAGCAUCAGACAGCCUGCGACGCUUACUGGACAUCAGUCCACCCCGAAUACUGGACUAAGCGCCACGUCUGGGAGUGGCUGCAGUUCUGCUGUGAUCAGUACAAGCUGGAUGCCAACUGCAUAUCCUUCUGCCACUUCAACGUCAGCGGCCUGCAGCUGUGCAGCAUGACACAGGAGGAGUUCGUGGAGGCGGCCGGCAUCUGCGGGGAGUACCUGUACUUCAUCCUCCAGAACAUCCGCACACAAGGUUACUCCUUUUUUAAUGAUGCUGAAGAGACCAAGGCCACCAUCAAAGACUAUGCCGACUCCAACUGCUUGAAAACAACUGGCAUCAAAAGUCAAGACUGUCACAGUCACAGUCGAACAAGCCUCCAAAGUUCUCAUCUAUGGGAAUUUGUGCGAGACCUGCUUCUAUCUCCCGAGGAAAACUGCGGCAUUCUGGAAUGGGAAGAUAGGGAACAAGGUAUUUUUCGGGUGGUUAAAUCAGAAGCCCUGGCCAAGAUGUGGGGACAAAGGAAGAAAAACGACAGAAUGACGUACGAAAAGCUGAGCAGAGCCCUGAGAUACUACUAUAAAACGGGAAUUUUGGAACGGGUCGACCGAAGAUUAGUGUACAAAUUUGGCAAAAAUGCACAUGGGUGGCAGGAAGACAAGCUAUGAUCGACUCUAGGCAUCAAGCUCAUUUUAUGGAUUUCUGUUCUUUUAAAACAAUCAGAUUGCAAUAGACAUUUGAAGGUCGUCUUUUUUAAAAAAAAAAACAAACCUGCAAACAUGCUGAUAACAUUUCUCCACAUCUCAGCUUCCGUUUGGAUUCAGAGUUGUUAUCUACUUGGGGUGCUGGCAGCAACCCUUAAGAAAUCCUUUUUCGCCCCUAAGGGGAGGAGGAGAUGAUGCUUUAUGGGACCUCGAUCAAACAUUAUUUCCCUGACCCAGAGUUGCAGAACCACAAUAGCCAAUGCCAUUGGUGCUGAUCAGAGAUAACCGAUUCAAUUCUGCCAUUAGAGACACAUCAAAUACUUCUAUUCCAAACGUUCCAAAGUUUUCAAAGGUUAACUGUGGCAGCUCACAAAGGGGGAAAAAAACGUGAUUAGUUUUAUAGUUUAUAGUAGAAGGUGGGAUGUAAGACAUAUAUACUUUAGAUUUUAAAUCAUUCAAGUCAAAUUCCAUAGAAAAGUUUCUUAAUUAAUAAAAGAGCUAAGCCAUCAAGCUGGGAUCUAAUUGGAUUUAUUACAGGUUAAUAGUAAGUUUCUUAAGCAGAGCAUCUUUUUGACCAUUUAGCAAAACUCCCAUGGCCGUCCUUCUGGAACUAAACAUGUAAAGUCAGCCACACUAUUAAUUGUUGCUCAGUCUAUUUCCCCUCUUCUCCUGACUGAUGGUUGGCAUCAGAUAUGCCACGAGUGUCAACACAUGCAUCAAUUUCCAAAUCACUGCUGUUUCUAUGAUUCAAACUGUCAACAGGAUGAAAUCAGAAUUCAUUGAUUCCGUCUGUGGUCAAGAUGUUAAACCUUUAUAGAACUGGCAAUGUCCCAGCAACUCUGUAAUGGCCAAUUAAAUUGUGAGUCUCUUUUGUCUUCCUACCUGAUGUGUACUCAGAUUGCUAAAACACAUAUUUCCUUGACAAAAAUAGUGACAGUGAAUUUACACCAGUAAAUGUUCACGGGUUCAAGUCUGCACUGACAUUUUUUCAUCAGUCACUGGUAUGUGAGUCAUUAGUGACCACAGCUAGGUGGACUGCCCCCAGGACUUCUAUUCUACCACUGCAGGAAUCGUCACGAGAUGAGGCACUGAACCGCUAUACAGGCUGAAGGCCUCACACCUAGAGCUUAACUUCAGAGCAACUUGUUUUUAAAAAUGUGAAUUACUGUAGAAUAAUCUAUUUUUGGACUCAUGUGUUUUCCAGGUGGAUAUAGUUUGUAAACAAUGUGAAUAAAAUAUUUAACAUGUUCAA
This is a messenger RNA of Lemur catta (Ring-tailed lemur), 2303 nucleotides long. It is a transcript of the gene ELF5, whose product is annotated as E74 like ETS transcription factor 5. Gene Ontology annotation, molecular function: sequence-specific DNA binding; DNA-binding transcription factor activity, RNA polymerase II-specific. The transcript is spliced from 7 exons. Gene Ontology annotation, cellular component: nucleus. Bases 218 to 1015 code for a protein of 265 amino acids. Gene Ontology annotation, biological process: cell differentiation; regulation of transcription by RNA polymerase II. The record is from RefSeq and is a predicted model, not a curated record. Lineage: Eukaryota; Metazoa; Chordata; Mammalia; Primates; Lemuridae.